UCGCUGAUACGGCAGGUGGGGUUGCCUGCCGUGGGCCAUUCGUAGCAGAGCACGCCGAGAUGCCUCCCCGCGGGCUGGUCCUCGCGGCGGCGCUCGCCGUCUGGGGAGUCCCGUCAUCCGCACAGGUUCCUGAUCUCAGUCAGUUUACUUGGAAAUCGCACUGCAUUAAGCUGUCGGGUAUUAUUUCAAUCAACGACGCGAAGGGAUCAGAUAAAACCAGCGUACCGCCGCCGCCUGGCAGUAAAUUCGAAGCUUGGUGUAACGACGAUGGCGCCACUGCGUCGUUAUCUUGGAAUGAAGAAGAGUUAAAUAUAUUCAUAUCCAUAGAGAAAGGAGAGGAAAAUUUAAACAGAACAAAGUUUAAUAUAUAUCAAUUUCAAUAUUUACAAAGAGAUUCCCAGGGCGUGGCGAGUUGUGAGCUGAUCGCGACGCCUCAGGGAUAUAGAAGUUAUGUUGAUGGUGGGAUGUUUUGCAAUACAACCCUGCCCAUGAUCCCUUACAACAGCACCAUGACUACGACUACUUUAAAGAUGGACGUUCCGACGACAGCCAGCUCCACCCAGGCAGAGACGGGCACCCAGAUAUCUCGUAUUGAGAGAGACCUUUCAGAAGGAGGCAGUACGGAGCCAUCGAUUCACGAGGUCACCAUAUCAGGUUGUGAUUUAGAAGCUACUCUAAAUCUUGCUUCUUUUACUAUCAUCCUCAAAAGAUAUGACGCGGAUAUUGAUCAGCAACCAAAGUUUGUAAGCACGUGUCUGGUACAGCCCGAUAUUACUCUCAUCACAUCUAUCUCUGGUGUUGUUACUGGGGUGAUUCUCUUCGGUGCGGCGAUGCUCGCAGUAAACGUCCACUGCAAGUAAUCUACAACAUUUUCGCCAUACAUGGGCAAUGGGCAUUAGAAAAACAAAGGUGGGAGUCAAAGCGACACCUUAGACUAAAAGGCACGCAGUUCAUCCGCCCGUUCCCGUUUCGAAAAGCAGGCAGUUCAGCGGCGCGUUUCGAGAGACACGCAAGUUUACCGCUCUAGAGAUAGGAACUGCGUGCCUUUCGAAACGCGCGACUGAACUGCGUGUCUUUUCGAAACGCGCGGGUGAAUUGCGUGCUUUUUAGUCUAAGGUAUCGAAAGGGUUUCGAUGCAUUUACAAAGGCAUUAAAAAAUAGCACUCCUGCAAAGGCAAUAAAACUGCCGAAAUCUGUUAAAAUUUGAUGCCUUCGGAGACUUUUGUACCUUUAAAAAGGCAUUGAAAUUAGACAGCCCUUGAAAGGCAUUAAGUCCUACCAUUGUUUUUCCAGUGCAAGUUUAAAAGAAAAAAGAUGCAAAUAAAUGUGCUUUCUGGUAAA
Frankliniella occidentalis (western flower thrips) is the source of this 1341-nucleotide messenger RNA. RefSeq lists its product as uncharacterized. The transcript has 5 exons. The coding region runs from base 60 to 860 and encodes 266 amino acids. NCBI's taxonomy places the organism in Eukaryota, Metazoa, Arthropoda, Insecta, Thysanoptera, Thripidae. The record is from RefSeq and is a predicted model, not a curated record.